GAGACCAAGAGCACAUUUUAUCACAAAUGUUCUUAAAGUUUAUUAAGUUAUGAUCGGGCAUGGCAAAGUCAUUACUGUAUAUCCAAACAGUCUUACAUAAGAGUGUUUAGAUGUCAAGAGGAAAAACACACAAGGGUGACAGCUAAAGUCGAGCCAUCUCCGAAUGUUGGGCUCAGAGCCUGCGUGUUGUCAUCUACUUACACUAAUGACGAUGCUAAACUUCUGUCAGACUUAGUUUUCAUUAUUGUUCACAGUCCUAGUUGCUCCAAAAUGAAGACAAACACUGACAAAUAAGUGCAUUAUGGAUGGAUUAUCCCCGGCCACACGGCAGAAAGCGUACGAGCUGCACAACUCUGACUCUAAAAUGCACAUUUAGACUCAGAAAUAUGUGAAUCCCCAGUGCAGCGCAAUCUGAGGAUUAAACAGGCAAAGAUUAAUGUCAUUUCCCUGUGUUGCCUCCAUGAUGGGCCAAUUUGUACUGAAAUCCAUUUGAAAACAGCAGGAUUCGCCGCCUAACACGAGGCACAGUUCGGCGGUUUUGAUGGUUAUUAUCAACCGUGUAAUUACACCCAUAAAUUUCCAGAAUCCUCCUGGUAAAACAUGUAUUAUUAUUUGCUGACACGAUUCUUGGUGGAACCGCAAGAUCCACGAGAAGCGUGUGCCUCAUGUAGAAAAUAUGAGAGCAUGCUGAACUGCUUAACACGGACUGCAGUCACUCCAGACAAAAUCUCACUUGUAAAUCUAAUGACCACAUUUGCUGAUAUUCAUUCAUGUGCAGUAUUUUUCAUAUCAUGGGCUGCUACUGCUGCUGCUGCUCCUCUGCAAGCUUUUCCUCGCAGAGCUCCUCAGAGAAAUGAUUGGACGGCGGGACGGCCAAUAGGCGGUGGAGCAGCAGGUUAUUUGAACUCUCCUCACACAGCUCAGCUAAAGCAGACAACAUCAUCUGACUUUUCAAACAUUAUUCCCUCAUAAGAGUCUGUCAUCAUCUGUUCCCGAGGCCAUCAAAAGAAGAACAACGGACAUUUUUUAACCCUUUUUUUAAACCCGUCAAGAAUGGAAAUCUACCAUUUCUGCGCACAUCUGGGAGUCUACUGAUGCACCUGUUGAUUGAGGAAAACUCUCAGAAGAAUGAACAAAGUUGCUGUGAUGAAGUCUGAUACUGUGCUUCAUUUGGACGACAGCAGGAGAGCAGAGGAGAGGAACAGACUGAACUGUGGAGACUUUCCUCAGACGAGUUUAACAGACGGACAGAACACAGAUCUGCUGCGAUGCCAAGAGACCACUGAAGGCAACUCUGCCAUAAAGUACAGAAGAUAUGGGUCUCGUCUGAGUGGAGUCAAAGUUCGCCACAAGAGACAGGUGCUGCAGGACAUGGCUCGCCCGCUGAAACAUUGGCUGUACAAACACCGAGACAACCCCUACCCCACCAAGACCGAGAAGGUCCUGCUGGCUCUGGGCUCACAUAUGACACUAGUACAGGUUUCCAACUGGUUUGCAAACGCUCGUCGAAGACUGAAGAACACAGUGAGGCAACCGGACCUGAGCUGGGCCCUGAGGAUCAAACUGUACAAUAAAUACAUCCAGGGAAACGCUGAGAGGCUGAGCGUGUGCAGUGAUGACACCGACUCAGACGAUGAGGAGUGUCCCUCGCAGACUCCUAUCAGCCAGUCAAACUUUGGCAGGUCGUCUUCCCACAAGAACGUUCUCCAGAAACAGGGCAGCGUCCUCGCCAUGGCCGACUCCGCCAACAGUGACGACAGCACGUCACCUCCGUCCAAGUACAAGAGCAGCUUGCUGAACCGUUAUCUGAACGACACCCUGCGACACAUGAUGGCGACGAAGGCCGAAGGCGUCGCCUCGGCCCGAAAGAGGAGGAGCCACUCCGAGUCUUUUAGCUCCAACGACUGCGAUCGAGAUGUCGUCUCUCCAGCAUCGUCCUAUGAAACAGAGGCCAACUUUGUCUACCACAUGGACGCAGUGGACUAUGCUUCAACUAAAUGUGACAGGGACCAGCAGCGGGACCGAGGCCCGCAGAGACGAGGCGACCAGAGCUGGAGGGAGAUCCAUGCCGCCGUGGCUCUGACCAGCUUGGCCCAGGGGCAGAGCAGCUCCUCGGGGCCCAACACCGCCACGGUGCUGCAGAGCUGCAGCCGGGAGCCCUUCUCCGUUAGCAGGACCGCUAUCACGGACAGGAUGUGUGUCACGGGACCCUCGUCGGGCUUCCGGCAGAGCUGCACUACGGGGCCCACCCUCACAAGCCGCAUCAUCCAGAAAUCCUCUCACAUCUCUGAGGUCCAGACUGUCAAAGUCGCCCUAGCAAACAGCGUGUAGGCUUCAAACACGCCACCAGACGCCUAAGUGCCUUGCAAAUAUAUGUACAGCCUCUGAGUCCGUUGAUUUUUUAUUUCUGACAAGCCCUUUUAAUCAUUUUUUCCAUUGUAAAAUAGAAACACUAACCUAAUGCAGUUUUGUCCACUGUUUUUGCUCUGUUCUUAAUGUCUUCCUAUUGCUCUCUGUUGCAGUAAGUUAUAUUAACUUCCAGGAGACUGGAUCAUCAUCCAAUGCUAAAGUUUGACAGCAGCUAUUUGAAUAAACCCAAUGUGAAACCUUCUG
Messenger RNA from Acanthochromis polyacanthus (spiny chromis), 2613 nucleotides. RefSeq names its product homeobox protein Mohawk-like. The coding region runs from base 1129 to 2331 and encodes 400 amino acids. The record is from RefSeq and is a predicted model, not a curated record. Gene Ontology annotation, molecular function: DNA-binding transcription factor activity, RNA polymerase II-specific; RNA polymerase II cis-regulatory region sequence-specific DNA binding. Lineage: Eukaryota; Metazoa; Chordata; Actinopteri; Pomacentridae. Gene Ontology annotation, biological process: cell development; muscle organ development; regulation of transcription by RNA polymerase II. Gene Ontology annotation, cellular component: nucleus. The transcript is spliced from 6 exons.